Stegastes partitus (bicolor damselfish) is the source of this 3289-nucleotide messenger RNA. It is a transcript of the gene ppp1r7, whose product is annotated as protein phosphatase 1, regulatory (inhibitor) subunit 7. NCBI's taxonomy places the organism in Eukaryota, Metazoa, Chordata, Actinopteri, Pomacentridae. Gene Ontology annotation, molecular function: protein binding. The transcript has 11 exons. The record is from RefSeq and is a predicted model, not a curated record. Bases 23 to 1060 code for a protein of 345 amino acids.
AACAGGAGUGUUUACAGGAAACAUGGCUUCCUUGGCUGUUGGAGAGCUUCAAGAAAUGGAAGUGGACCGAAGGGGUGAGUCUGAGGAGUCUGGUGAUGAUGAGACCAGGAGGAAGAGCAUCAAUGGCGACGUGGACCCCAAUCAGCCCUCUACCACAAGUAAAGAAGAGUCUCCUGUUGACAUGGACACCAUAACUUUGGACCCAGAGGAAGAGGAUGUUGAUCUUGUUCAUUGUCGUAUUGGAAAAAUUGAAGGACUGGAGGUGCUACAGAAGGCUAAAACACUCUCCUUACGACAGAACCUCAUCAAAAAGAUAGAAAAUCUCGACAGUUUGAGCUCACUGCGGGAACUAGAUCUCUACGACAAUCAGAUCCGCAAACUAGAGAACCUGCACAGCCUCACAGAGUUGGAGCAGCUCGACGUGUCCUUCAACAUUUUGAGGAAGGUGGAGGGUUUGGAGCAGUUGACUCAGAUCAAGAAACUUUUUUUGCUUCACAAUAAAAUUAAUGGCAUUUCCAACGUGGACCAUCUCUCAGUUUUGGAGAUGCUGGAGCUGGGCUCCAAUCGCAUUAGGGUUAUUGAGAACCUGGAUGCACUCUCAUCUUUGCAAAGUUUGUUUCUCGGUACUAAUAAAAUAACUAAGCUUCAGAAUCUGGAGGGUUUACACAACCUGACUGUUUUAAGCAUUCAGAGUAACCGGAUUACUAAAAUUGAGGGCCUACAGAACCUUGUCAACCUGAGAGAGCUCUAUCUGAGCCACAAUGGCAUUGAGGUUAUUGAGGGCUUGGAAAACAACAAAAAACUCACCACCCUGGACAUCGCAGCCAAUCGAGUAAAGAAAAUUGAAAACAUCAACCAUCUGACAGACCUGCAGGAGUUCUGGAUGAACGAUAAUCAAAUAGAUAACUGGUCAGAUCUCGAUGAGCUGAAGAACGCCAAGUCACUGGAGACGGUCUACCUUGAAAGAAACCCGCUACAGAAGGAUCCACAGUACCGGCGAAAGAUCAUGCUGGCGUUGCCCAGCGUACGUCAGAUCGACGCCACCUUUAUCCGCUUCUAAACUGCAGCGUACGAUUCACCUGCCAACUUCACAGUGUUCUCCCUCACCUCCCUGCCUGCCCUGCCUACACAAACAAAACCUUCUGACACACAUCGGCCUCACUGAAUCAUAUAGUCGCUCCAUCCACGGUAUACAUUCCAACACAGAAGUCACCCGCGGCUCACUCAACAUACAUGUAUGCAUGUAUGCACUCACUCAAUCCUUGAUCUAUGCUGUCAUGUGGAAGCUUUUAUUUAUUAAGGUGGAACUGUGAAAUUGGAAAAAAAAAUUACCCCACACUCAUCUCCUCAUUUUUCCUCUGCACCUUUUUUUCUUUUGUUGUUUUGCAUGUGGGAUACAGUAUGGAGACAUCUGUCUUCUAUCAUGCGGUGCCCAUCACAAAAUCUUGUCUUAUUUAUCGCAUUGUGGAAGUUGCACUGUUAUCAUAUUGGAAGAAAGGAGGGCAUUCUUAAUAUAUGAGCGGUUUUGGUUGACCAGAAUGGUACAGGUUUCUGAAGUUGUGCAAAAUACGGAUUCAACAUUAAAGGGAAAGUCCAUAAUAAAAAUAGAACUUACAUAGUUUAACCUUCAGAAUACUACCUAUCUUCUCAUUUGGCUUCCGUAUGCGUCACAACUGUCCUAAACUCGACUGUUAGACAAACAUCUAAAACGAAGCCUAAGAUGCCAUAUUGACACCACGCCGUUUUCAAACAACUCAACGAAGUGGCGGUUUGCGUACAUCAGCCUUUUUAAGGAAAACAUAUCCUUUACAGUUUAAACUGAUGUAUCAUUUUAAUAAACUGGUGUUGUUACUCACAAAGGGCAAGUUUUGAUGUCCAGCAGCCUUGUCUACUCCUUGUCCAAAUAUUUUACAGCUCGUAGAUCCAUUUGCUGAUUAACAAGAGUGACCUCUGCAGUAAAAUAAAACUCAUGAGAAUGUAAAACGUGUCCAUAAAGAUGGUUUUUGUAAUCAGUGUCACCAUCACCUCGUAGUUGUUUUGGGUUUGUUUUUUUUUUAAGCUUGAUUACAUCACUGAUUACCGCCUUGGCUCUCUUUUGACUUUGAGAAAAUUGUUCAUAUACUUGAUUUGAAUAGAUAGCAGUUGAAAAAUAGAAUGUUUUUUUGAAUUGAAUUUACAUUAUAAUGGCUGGACUGAUCUCACAUAAGUGUUAACUAAUGUAAGAUAAGCUACUUAAUGCACAGACAAUUUUCUAAUCGCAUUUUGGAAUUCAAAAAUUUCAAAUGUACAAAGACACCACAAUGAUACAUUAGGCCCUCAGGAUUGCUUAGAAAUAGGAAUUCAUGUGUAUUUAUUGACCGUAUUUGCCAUAGGAUUUCUUAGAAACAAUGACAUGACCACCUGGAACCAAACGCAAAUUAACUAUUCUUGUGGUCUCAUGUAAAUAACGCUUGAGUAAAUUUACUCUCCAUUACGAUUAUAAAUUGAUGCAUUUUUUUGUAUUAAAAUCAUUCCCCACCUCAGGGUUGAAAGGUCAUGUGUUAAUACAGAGGCAUCAAAUUUUACUGCAUUAGUGAGUUUAAAUGAACACUCCUAAAAUCGGUGCUCUCUGUGCAACAUAAAAUGCUGAUCAUUAUGAUCUAAUCCUUUUUAUUUGUAUUUAUCACAAGAUUUAAAUGGUUAAAGUGCCCUCGAUUAAUAUUGAAUUUCCCUUUGCAGGCAAGAAAAUAAGAGCAUAAAACGCUGAUGUGUGUCGUAGAAUAGAUGUCUUUAGCUGAUAAUUUGCUGUUUUUGAAAUGGAAAUUAUGAUUACAGAUCUUUUAAAUCCAUGUGUUCACGGUUAGCAAUCGUGACCAGAAAUCAAAUGUAUUUAUGAGCCCAUAGCAGACUAUCAGCAAGAGCAUUAGGCAUUACUGAUAUGAAUGUAAUGUUGUUUUAUAUUUCAGUUUAACCAAAGUGACUGUACAAUUGGCCAGUGGGAUUGACAGCGUCACUUUGUGUAUUUGUAUAUAUAGUUUAGACAUCUCAUGAUGUAGAAAUUCAGUGCCAUCAUCAUCUUCCCUUUGUAAAGUGAUCUUCUUUUUUCUCUUGUUUUGUUUAUGCCAGGCAGCACAACAGAUUUGUGUGAGAUAUCAUAAUAAAGAUAAAAUGGCUGAAGGAGCAGUUACUAAAAUUACUAUUAGCUUCUUGUUGUUAGAACUGAGUCUUUGGGUUUGGGACUUGGUUGAUGCCGUUUUCAAACUGAAUGUAUUAUGCAAAUAACAAUAAAAUGACACUACUUAAGAAGCAA